AAAUUUUGUAGGAAAGAAAGUAGGGUUCAUAAAAGGCAAGCUAAAGUGAGAAAAGAAAAUCGGAGGCACUCGUAGAGUCGUAGUCUCAUCUUGAACCCGAGUCUCCCAACCCGAUCCAUUCCCCUCUCUUGUUCCAUCCAAUUAGUAAUACAUAGAUCUAUAUCCAAAUCUAGGGUUUAUUCACUACACACAUACAAAGAUGUCUGCUUUAGACAAAUCUCUGGACGAUCUCAUCAACGACAACAAGAAAUCCAGCCGCGGCGGUCGAGGCAGAGGCCGUUCUUACGGUCCCGGUCCAGCUCGCCGGUCCAACAAUCGCUCUUCAAACAGACCCGCUCCAUACUCCUCCAAGGCGCCUGAUUCAGCGUGGCAGCAUGAUAUGUUCAGUUCCGACCAGGCGAUGGCCAAUCAGGGAUAUGUAGAUCGUAAUCGAGCUUCGUCUAUCGAAACCGGAACCAAGCUCUAUAUAUCCAAUCUUGAUUACGGUGUUUCUCAAGAGGAUAUCAAGGAGCUCUUUGCAGAAAUUGGUGAUUUGAAAAGAUCAGUAGUACAUUAUGAUCGAAGUGGAAGAUCAAAGGGAACGGCUGAAGUUGUCUUUUCACGACGUCAAGAUGCAUUAUCAGCUGUCAUGAAGUACAAUAAUGUCCAGCUUGAUGGGAAGCCGAUGAAGGUGGAAAUUGUCGGAACAAAUAUAGUGACUCCUGCAGCUGGUCAGCCAUUUAUAAACAACAAUGUUUCAAACUUCAAUGGAGUUCCUCGAAGUAACCAAGAGAGAGGUGGAUUUGGAAGACCGCGUGGUGGUGGUGGUCGGGGUCGUGGAUCUGGGAGGGGACGUGGAAGUGGAAGAGGACGUGGUGAGAAGUUAUCUUCAGAUGAUCUUGACGCUGAUUUAGAGAAGUAUCAUGCAAGUUCAAUGCAGAUAAACUGAAGUACCUUCAUGGUGGUUGGCGAGAAGUAUACACCUGUGGCCGUAUCGAUAAUGUGCUCGUAACUGCCUCUUCCAUCAAUUCUGUAUCUUAUUAUCCAACUAGUUACAGUGACAAGAAAGACUUCUCUAGUAGAAAGGCUUGUAGACCCUUGGUUUGUGGAGUUUGGGCUUUUAAUCCUGAUAUUCAUUUCAUUUGGGAUAUGUUUUGUAUUGAUGGAUAGUAGAGUAGAAUUAUUCAACUCCUCGAUACCUGGGUAUCAUUAAUUUAUGUUCCUGGUUUUUUC
This is a messenger RNA of Daucus carota subsp. sativus, 1212 nucleotides long. RefSeq names its product THO complex subunit 4A. The record is from RefSeq and is a predicted model, not a curated record. Gene Ontology annotation, cellular component: nucleus. The transcript is spliced from 5 exons. Lineage: Eukaryota; Viridiplantae; Streptophyta; Magnoliopsida; Apiales; Apiaceae. Gene Ontology annotation, molecular function: mRNA binding. Gene Ontology annotation, biological process: mRNA export from nucleus. The coding region runs from base 200 to 928 and encodes 242 amino acids.